AUAGAUAAACUAAUAAUCCAAUUGCCUCUAAUCAAUCAUCCACUUCCCUUGCAUCACCCUCUCUCUCUCUAUACAAGUUAUAAACCUCCCACCUCACAAACUUCAUUAUUUUGAGACUUUAAUAAAUUCAUUCAUCUUUGUGAAAAUAUGGGAAACUGUUGUGAGCCUACAUCAUCAACGGGCUGGGAUGGCGAAGACUGGAGUGAUUUGACGACGUCCAAGAAGACCAGAUCAAACAAGGUGUUUGACGAAACUCUUGCUCAUGGCAAAGUGCAGAAGAAGGAGAAGCUUAUGGGACCGCUAAGAGCUUCUCCUGAUGCCAAUGGUAAGGCAACAGAUGUAAGGAUUUCAAAGAAAGAGUUGGCAGAAUUGUUGGAGAAGCAACAAGUACAUGUUAAUAACAAGAAGCAAGUAGGGAGAGCUUCUUCAGAACAAGUUUUGCUACGCUUAAUAAAGGCUAGAAGACAUCAUGAUUCUCGUCAUGGAUUCUGGCGUCCCGACCUAGAGAGUAUUCCUGAGGUUAGUUGAUUCAACAUGGGAUCGACUAAUGGUGCUCAAGGAUUUAUUGCGUAUAAGUGUAAAUAGAUUGAGAAGGUCUUUUGCACCAGUAAUUGUAUAGAACAUCUAAGAAAUCCAGCAUUCUUUUCCCAACCUUUUCAUGUAAAAUAAUAGGACAGGAGUUACGGGAUUUGUAAUUAAUUCUUAUAAAUAAAUAAUUAGAAUUCAUUUAA
Glycine soja is the source of this 731-nucleotide messenger RNA. RefSeq lists its product as uncharacterized. Bases 148 to 528 code for a protein of 126 amino acids. Lineage: Eukaryota; Viridiplantae; Streptophyta; Magnoliopsida; Fabales; Fabaceae. The record is from RefSeq and is a predicted model, not a curated record. The transcript has a single exon.